AUGUAUUUUAACGCUAUUUGGUCGUACCUUAUGACCUUGUGCAUGGCCGCUACUGUUGUCUACGCGGCACCUGUGUCCGACUCGAAUAACGUCCUGUCCUCACGAACGUCCCAUGCUCAAGUCGGACAUCCAGUUUCAACUUCUCCGCUUCCGCAGAUCACAGCGACAAUCCUAGAACCGCUUUACAAGACCAGAUUGGAGAAUGACUUGAGAUACCAAAAAGCCACGCCCCAGACGAAAAUUGUAUGGCCGACGGGGAUGGAGGUUGUACAUGCAACGAUGGAAUGGGUGAUGAAAUGUGUCUAUACUCGCCAUGUUCAAGCUGCAGGUGCCAAAGCUGUCGGUUUUAGUAGCCACACCGCUCACAGUACUCCAUCUGGACGAUCAGUGGGCCAUCUCCAUGUCGAACUCACCAAUAGAGGCGAGGGGCUUCCACAUAUCGUCUUCGAGUUCACAGGAGGUCCUUUCGGCGCAAAGGCUUGCGAUCCAUAUUGCUUUGCACAGUUUGACAAUGUCAAUUGGGCGCCGGAAGGGAUUGUUGUUUCGUGGAGUGGGGAGGUUAUUGGGUAUUGUGGGGAGGAUUAUGGAGCCUUACUCAUUCUCCUUUUCUCGGGAGUAGAAGAGAUGAGGUGGCAUAAUAUGGCUAUGGAGAUUUUUGCCAAGUGGAAGCAGGAGAAGGAAAAGAGUGUGAAAUAA
Lentinula edodes (shiitake mushroom) is the source of this 696-nucleotide messenger RNA. RefSeq lists its product as uncharacterized. Bases 1 to 696 code for a protein of 231 amino acids. The transcript is spliced from 3 exons. The record is from RefSeq and is a predicted model, not a curated record. Lineage: Eukaryota; Fungi; Basidiomycota; Agaricomycetes; Agaricales; Omphalotaceae.